AUGCAGCAUGCUAUUUCAGCGGACAAAAACACAGAGGGAAUCAAUGCCUGGAAAAAGAAGACACCAUAUCGAGCCCGUGAACCAAGCGAGAACUUCAUUGCCCGCUACGAGGGGGAAUGCCAUUGUGGAGAAGUGAAAUACCAACUGUCACGAGAGAAGCCGUUGGAUGUCAAGUUCUGUCAUUGCAGCACCUGCCAGACCCAGCACGGGGCACCCUUUCAAUGGGCGGCAAUCUUUCAUAAGGACGACAUCAAUUUCGUCCACGGCCACCAUAACCUCGAAUGGUACGACCCGAGCACAAAGACCGCCGAUCACAAACUCCCCUGCAAAGUCCGCUGCGCGUUCUGCCACACUCCCAUUAUGGACGAGGGCCGAAACAUGAUCCUCUUGUUCCCAUCCUUGAUCAAGAUGGACGAGAAAGACAGACCCAACUUUAGGCCAAGGUGCCAUAUGUUCUACGGCGCUCGGGCUGUCGAUAUCAAUGAUAGGCUCCCCAAAUGGAGUGGCUUGAGUCUAGCGAGUAAUUUGAUUGGGGAUACGACGCCCGAGUACCAGCAACUGUACCAAAAGCACAGAGAGAACCAGAUGAACAAGUAG
Molecule: messenger RNA, 597 nt
Organism: Eremomyces bilateralis CBS 781.70
Lineage: Eukaryota; Fungi; Ascomycota; Dothideomycetes; Eremomycetales; Eremomycetaceae
Exons: 3
Coding region: 1-597 (198 amino acids)
Molecular function (GO): carbon-sulfur lyase activity
Source: RefSeq, a predicted model, not a curated record